CUGGCAACUCCCAGAGCCGAGGAGAUACUAAACUCCUUGGGAACGUUAAUGUUGAAUGACACCGGCGGUGUCAACGGGUCACAGGUAGAAAAUGAAACCUUCGAGUUUAUAGUCAGAUUAAUGCUCGAGGCGGAGAAGCUGGUCAGAAAGUGCCUCUACUGUAAGGUGCUCGCCGCCACUGAGCCUAUCUAUUUAGAAAAAAUUCUCUCCGCCGGCGGCUGGGACGUGAUCAACAGCUGGCUCGCAGCGGCGCUCAAGUCCUUUGACGAGGACCACCACCAGCACUUUCUGCAGGAGCUGCUCAGUCUGCUGGCGAUGCUGCCGAUGAACGUCAACCGCCUGAAGGAGAACGACACGCCGAAGAUGCUCAACCUCUGGCUGAAGGAGAAGAAGAAGAAGCAGGGCAGCAGUGCGGCGGACUUUCCCACUGCCAUCGUCGACAUUGCCAAUCAGGUGGUGAAGAACUGGAAGGACAUUGUCACGAACGCUGCCAGUGGCGACGGAGGCGGUGGUGGCAAGGCCUCCAAGUCCUUAUCAAAUGCAAAGGAAAAGAAGAGAAAGAGCGCUGAUGGUGGCUCGGGGGAAGGCGGGUCCUCAAAGAGGACCAAGCCAUCCGCUUCCUCCUCCUCAUCAGCUGGGCCUGCCACUACUACUAAAUCAUACGGCCCAAAGACGACCACAAUCAGCAACAGUUACACAAACGUCAAGGGCAGCAGUAGACUGGCCCAGGAGCGAAAGUCAAAGUUGAAGGCGGUAGUUAAGAAGGAGGCGGCCGCUAAAAGUGAUAUUAAGGGGGCGGCCAAGUUGAGCACAAGCAGCAGCAGCAGCACCACAGAGUCAAAGGAGGUGGCUGCAGCUGCUAAUGAGCAGGACAAGGUACUACCUGAAAAGGACAUCAAGGACGACCCGGACAAGCCGAAGGUGAUGACCACGAAGGUGAAGGCGAGCAAGUUUCGACUGGACUUUACCUCCUCCACGACGACCACUGCAGCAGCGACGAAGAAGAAGAAGACGGCGACGACGACGACAACUGGGACUUCCGGGACGGCUGAUGCUCCAGCCACGGGAAAGGGGAAGGAAAAUGAAGCCAAGAAGAUCAUCGCCAAUGGCAAAAGCUCGAUGGCCGAUUCCCCGAUGAGCUUCAUGGAGGCGCUCGAUGGCUCAUCAACAAACAGCAGCGGUGGCGGAAUCAGUGCGGUAACCACGCUCAAAGCCAAACUAGGUAGACGAACGGGCGGCGGCGCCAAUAAAGAUAUCAGUGAGCUUUUAGUUGGGGGUGGUAGGAGCAGCCGUAGCGACGAUGUCGUCAGCGUUGGCGGCGGCGGUCUACUGCCGGCGGCUGUGGCAGCGGCGGCACUGUCCACCACCACCACCCACCUCCUCAGCUACAACAACCACAACAACAAUAAAAUCAGUCAGUCAGAUAAGAGUCAACAUAUGCUGAACACUGCCACUACCACUUCCACUUCCACACAUCACCACCAGGAAUUGGGACUAGAAACAGGUGGAGGAGAUAGUGGAGGAGAUAUCUAG
Molecule: messenger RNA, 1533 nt
Organism: Rhagoletis zephyria (snowberry fruit fly)
Lineage: Eukaryota; Metazoa; Arthropoda; Insecta; Diptera; Tephritidae
Source: RefSeq, a predicted model, not a curated record